CACAUCCCCCUCUUCUUCAUCACCACUCAUCAUCAUCUUCUUCUUUCUCUCACACAAUGAACAACUCCAAACUUUUCCUCACUCUCUUCUUCUUCUUCUUCUCCUCCUCAUCUCUCAAUUUAAUCCACUCUUUCGACUUCGAAGCCGGCGAUCACACCGGUUGGAAAGUCCCUCCAUCAAACAACACUCUCAUCUACAACCAAUGGGCUUCGAAAAACCGGUUCACCGUCGGCGACACCAUUAACUUUAGGUACAAGAAAGACUCAGUGAUGGUUGUUAGUAGUGAAGAAGAGUACAAGACUUGCAACUCAUCUCAUCCACUCUUCUUCUCAAACAAUGGAAGAACUGAGUUCAAGCUUGAAAGAUCAGGGAUGUUUUACUUCAUUAGUGGAGUUUUAAGUCAUUGUGAGAAAGGUCAAAAGAUGAUGGUCAAAGUUAUAGUCCAUGAUGAUAAUGAUCAAAGUCCUACAAGAUCACCUUCAAAUGAUACUUACUCUGAUCCUGAUUAUAGUACUGCAGUAAAACUCUCUUCUUCUUUUUUACUGUUUUUAAAGGUUUGCUUCUACUCCAUGGCUUCUGUUUUCAUGUCAUUUAGUUUGUUCUAGUGUUCUUGUUUCACUUUCAUUGAUUGUGAUGCUGU
This is a messenger RNA of Dioscorea cayenensis subsp. rotundata (Guinea yam), 640 nucleotides long. Its product is annotated as mavicyanin-like. Lineage: Eukaryota; Viridiplantae; Streptophyta; Magnoliopsida; Dioscoreales; Dioscoreaceae. Gene Ontology annotation, molecular function: electron transfer activity. Gene Ontology annotation, cellular component: plasma membrane. The record is from RefSeq and is a predicted model, not a curated record. The transcript is spliced from 2 exons. The coding region runs from base 57 to 605 and encodes 182 amino acids.